AUGUUCCAAAUAACGAGCAGUCAGUCGCCCGUGCCUUCCGCCAUCCUCGCAGGCAUCGCGCUGCUUGUCAUCUCUGUCGGCGUUCUCCUGAUCCAGAGACACUACCUACCUUUGCGGACGACGCCAGCCUACCUCCUCGUCCCCGUUUUCUUUGCCUUGUGGCUGCCCGCGAGCAUCGUGCUACUAGUUCCUAUCGAUCUCGCGACGAACGCUAGUCCAGACGAUGAGAAGAUCAAGGGCAUCUGGCUGCCGGACCGGGCGCUGCUUGUGUCGUGGAGGAUAUCGUAUUGGCUAACCUUUGUCCUGACAUGGCUCAUACUCCCCAUACUUGCCGAAUAUUCCGACGCCGGAUAUCGAGAACCCAAAGAUCGAAUCCUCUACUCCCUGCGCCAGAAUGCCCAGUACUACGCACUUGUACUUGGAUCCGGGGUCCUUGGGCUGAUAUACUUCUUCAUAUCUUACGGCCCGUCCUUUACAUCGCUCAGGGGUCUAAUAAUGGCUCUGGCCUACUGCUGGGGUCUGAUACUCGCCAUCUAUCUCAUGGGUCACGGUUUGGUCGCGAUCCCACGCAAUCUGAUCAAGAACGCAAGCGCCAGUGGCCGGCUCCGGCGGCUUCAGUCGAGAGCGCCGAAUCAAUACGAAAAGAUGGAAGAUGCUAUUACAAGCCUCGAAGAAUUGGAAGUCCAGGUAUCGGAACUGAGCAAGCGCAAGACAGGCAGUGCCAGGGACUUCCGGGACUGGAUCGAGGAGCUUUCCGAUUCGUGCGGCAUUCCCGAGUCUCGACCGCAAAAUGCUAUUCCUCGCCCUGACAGCGACAGUCGCAUCAUCCCAACAGUCAUCACGGAGAAGUACUUGGCAGACCUUACGCGCCAUCUAGACCACGCGCGGCACGCCAAGUCGAGAUAUGUGGACGAGUGGAAUCACUUACUGCGCGAUGCUUCGGAGACCCAGAUGAUUCUCGACUCGUCUGCUUCGAAAAGGCUCGACUUUGGCGCAUCUUCCCCGAAUUCCUCAGCCUUGGAGAAGUUCACUUUAUUUACACCAUAUACCCAAUAUCUCUUUUACCGCCAAUUCAUCCCCUACUUCCGCAUCUUCUUAGGCGGAUUCCUGGCGCUGGCGUCAGUUUGUAUAAUAUGGUCCGAGCUGGUUAAAGCAGCUCUGCCCUUCUUGUCCGUCAUUCGCUUCACAGUUGUCCACCAUUGGACAGGAGACAGUGGCCAGAUUGGAUUCCCAGGCCAGAUGGUUGCAGCGUUUUGGAUAUUAUACAUGUCUACAGCUGCACUGCACACAGUGACCGAAGUGAAGGUCUGGCGAGGCCGCGCCUUGGUGCGACGCAAUACGGCUCACGAAUCAGCGUUUUGGUAUGGCUCUCAGGUCGCAAAGCUAAGUGUGCCCCUAUCUUACAACUUCGUGACCUUCCUGUCCCCGAAGAUCUACGAGAAGACAACGUUCUACUACAUCCUUGGACAAUACGUCAAUCUCACGCCGCUUGGAAAAUGGUUCGAUUACCUGUUUCCGAUUCUCGUCUUGUUGCCUGUUUUGGCGACGCUAUUUGGACUUUAUGGUAGAGUCAGGCGAUUCUUCGGAUUUGGUGUCGAUAUUGUCGAAGACGACGAGGAGAGCCAACCCGCCUAUGGUACUGGAUCUUGGCGCGAAGGCCGGGAUCUGAUAGAACGGGAGCUGAACGGGACGUCGAUCUCAAGGCGCCUCGACGAGGCGGCCUCACGAGCGGGACCUGGCCGAGCAGCGCCCAUUCUGACCGUGCCAGCAACCCGGAGCGAGGGCGCCCAGACGCCCUUCGCCACGUCACCAUCAUAUCACGACCAGCCCAGCAGCAGAAGAGCAGCGAAUGCGCGCUCGACGGUGCCCGACUCAUCGUCGGAGGGAGAGGACGACAACUUCUUCACAAACCUGGGCCACCGGUUCAAAAAUACGAUCGAUACGAUCGACACGCCCAAAUGGAUACAGGAGAUUGGCGAUGGCAUCAAGAAGCCCAAGUGGAUGGGCGGUGACGAUAACGAACAGGCUGGUGGGAGCAGCAGUGGCGGCGGCAAUAGAACGGAACGCAGCGACUCGGAUAUACGCAGGUGGUUUGGCGACGGGAGGAUAAGGUUAUAG
Messenger RNA from Anthostomella pinea, 2118 nucleotides. Lineage: Eukaryota; Fungi; Ascomycota; Sordariomycetes; Xylariales; Xylariaceae. The record is from the annotation of a GenBank genome assembly.